CACAAUUCUUCGACGAGAAAGACCAGCGCACGCAUACAUCGUCAUCCGUUGUCGUCUGCCUGAAUGCUGUGCAUGUAUUCACGUCCAUUCUACACAGUUCUCGAACAAACUGAAUGAACACUCGAGUGAGGGGCUAUAAAAGCCCUCCACCAGUACGGGGCCUGCUCAAUUGAACCCGUUUCCUGGUGGAGUACAGACAAGCAAGUGAGCAAGUUGGCAGUGAAAAAGUGAAAAAUUUCAAAAGUGAAGAAAAGAUAUUUGUGAAAGUUGAACAAUUUCUAACAUUGUGACUAGUGGACAUAGAAAAGUGCAUCUAGAACUGAAAGUCGUUUGAAUAAGAUUUCAACGAUGCAGAUCUUCGUGAAGACUCUGACUGGCAAGACCAUCACCCUGGAGGUCGAGCCAUCCGACACCAUUGAGAACGUUAAGGCCAAGAUCCAAGAUAAGGAGGGAAUUCCUCCAGAUCAACAGCGUCUGAUCUUUGCUGGUAAGCAGCUUGAAGAUGGUCGUACCUUGUCGGACUACAACAUCCAGAAGGAGUCUACCCUUCAUCUGGUCCUGCGUCUGCGCGGUGGUAUGCAGAUAUUCGUCAAGACUCUGACUGGCAAGACCAUCACCCUGGAGGUCGAGCCAUCCGACACCAUUGAGAACGUUAAGGCCAAGAUCCAAGAUAAGGAGGGAAUUCCUCCAGAUCAACAGCGUCUGAUCUUUGCUGGUAAGCAGCUUGAAGAUGGUCGUACCUUGUCGGACUACAACAUCCAGAAGGAGUCUACCCUUCAUCUGGUCCUGCGUCUGCGCGGAGGUAUGCAGAUCUUCGUCAAGACUUUGACUGGUAAGACCAUCACCCUGGAGGUCGAGCCCUCGGAUACCAUCGAGAAUGUUAAGGCCAAGAUCCAGGAUAAGGAGGGAAUCCCCCCAGAUCAACAGCGUCUGAUCUUCGCUGGUAAGCAGCUGGAGGAUGGUCGUACCUUGUCGGACUACAACAUCCAAAAGGAGUCGACCCUUCAUUUGGUCCUGCGUCUGCGCGGAGGUAUGCAAAUCUUCGUGAAGACUCUGACUGGCAAGACCAUCACUCUGGAGGUCGAGCCAUCCGACACCAUUGAGAACGUUAAGGCCAAGAUCCAAGAUAAGGAGGGAAUUCCCCCAGAUCAACAGCGUCUGAUCUUUGCUGGUAAGCAGCUUGAAGAUGGUCGUACCUUGUCGGACUACAACAUCCAGAAGGAGUCUACCCUUCAUCUGGUCCUGCGUCUGCGCGGAGGUAUGCAGAUCUUCGUCAAGACUUUGACUGGCAAGACCAUCACCCUGGAGGUCGAACCCUCGGAUACCAUUGAAAACGUUAAGGCCAAGAUCCAGGAUAAGGAGGGAAUUCCCCCAGAUCAACAGCGUCUGAUCUUCGCUGGUAAGCAGCUGGAGGAUGGUCGUACCUUGUCGGACUACAACAUCCAAAAGGAGUCGACCCUUCAUUUGGUCCUGCGUCUGCGCGGAGGUAUGCAGAUCUUCGUGAAGACUUUGACUGGCAAGACCAUCACUCUGGAGGUCGAGCCAUCCGACACCAUUGAGAACGUUAAGGCCAAGAUCCAAGAUAAGGAGGGAAUUCCCCCAGAUCAACAGCGUCUGAUCUUUGCUGGUAAGCAGCUUGAAGAUGGUCGUACCUUGUCGGACUACAACAUCCAGAAGGAGUCUACCCUUCAUCUGGUCCUACGUCUGCGCGGAGGUAUGCAGAUCUUCGUCAAGACUUUGACUGGUAAGACCAUCACCCUGGAGGUCGAGCCCUCGGAUACCAUCGAGAAUGUUAAGGCCAAGAUCCAGGAUAAGGAGGGAAUCCCCCCAGAUCAACAGCGUCUGAUCUUCGCUGGUAAGCAGCUGGAGGAUGGUCGUACCUUGUCGGACUACAACAUCCAAAAGGAGUCGACCCUUCAUUUGGUCCUGCGUCUGCGCGGAGGUAUGCAAAUCUUCGUGAAGACUCUGACUGGCAAGACCAUCACUCUGGAGGUCGAGCCAUCCGACACCAUUGAGAACGUUAAGGCCAAGAUCCAAGAUAAGGAGGGAAUUCCCCCAGAUCAACAGCGUCUGAUCUUUGCUGGUAAGCAGCUUGAAGAUGGUCGUACCUUGUCGGACUACAACAUCCAGAAGGAGUCUACCCUUCAUCUGGUCCUACGUCUGCGCGGAGGUAUGCAGAUCUUCGUCAAGACUUUGACUGGCAAGACUAUCACCCUGGAGGUCGAACCUUCGGAUACCAUUGAAAACGUUAAGGCCAAGAUCCAGGAUAAGGAGGGCAUUCCCCCAGAUCAACAGCGUCUGAUCUUCGCUGGUAAGCAGCUGGAGGAUGGUCGUACCUUGUCGGACUACAACAUCCAAAAGGAGUCGACCCUUCAUUUGGUCCUGCGUCUGCGCGGAGGUAUGCAGAUCUUCGUGAAGACUUUGACUGGCAAGACCAUCACUCUGGAGGUCGAGCCAUCCGACACCAUUGAGAACGUUAAGGCCAAGAUCCAAGAUAAGGAGGGAAUUCCCCCAGAUCAACAGCGUCUGAUCUUCGCUGGUAAGCAGCUGGAGGAUGGUCGUACCUUGUCGGACUACAACAUCCAGAAGGAGUCUACCCUUCAUCUGGUCCUGCGUCUGCGCGGAGGUAUGCAGAUCUUCGUCAAGACUCUAACGGGAAAGACCAUCACUCUGGAGGUCGAGCCCUCGGAUACCAUCGAGAACGUUAAGGCCAAGAUCCAAGAUAAGGAGGGAAUUCCCCCAGAUCAACAGCGUCUGAUCUUCGCUGGUAAGCAGCUGGAGGAUGGUCGUACCUUGUCGGACUACAACAUCCAGAAGGAGUCGACCCUUCAUCUGGUACUGCGUCUGCGCGGAGGUAUGCAGAUCUUCGUGAAGACUUUGACUGGCAAGACCAUCACUCUGGAGGUCGAACCUUCGGAUACCAUUGAAAAUGUCAAGGCCAAGAUCCAGGAUAAGGAGGGCAUUCCCCCAGAUCAACAGCGUCUGAUCUUCGCUGGUAAGCAGCUGGAGGAUGGUCGUACCCUGUCGGAUUACAACAUCCAGAAGGAGAGCACACUGCAUUUGGUAUUGCGAUUGAGGGGAGGUCAGUAAGGGGAUUUUCAAAGUAUUAUGAAUAAAUCAUUCUCAAAGUAAA
Molecule: messenger RNA, 3133 nt
Organism: Culex pipiens pallens (northern house mosquito)
Lineage: Eukaryota; Metazoa; Arthropoda; Insecta; Diptera; Culicidae
Product: polyubiquitin-C
Exons: 2
Coding region: 349-3090 (913 amino acids)
Biological process (GO): protein ubiquitination; modification-dependent protein catabolic process
Cellular component (GO): cytoplasm; nucleus
Molecular function (GO): protein tag activity; ubiquitin protein ligase binding
Source: RefSeq, a predicted model, not a curated record